Molecule: messenger RNA, 1614 nt
Organism: Auxenochlorella protothecoides
Lineage: Eukaryota; Viridiplantae; Chlorophyta; Trebouxiophyceae; Chlorellales; Chlorellaceae
Product: CTL-like protein
Exons: 4
Coding region: 1-1614 (537 amino acids)
Biological process (GO): transmembrane transport
Cellular component (GO): membrane
Molecular function (GO): transmembrane transporter activity
Source: RefSeq, a predicted model, not a curated record
AUGGGUCUGGAGGAGCUUCAGAGGGAGGGUGAGACCCUCGUCGCCUCUGCCGGUCCCUACCAGUUCACUCGCAGCCGCAAGGACGCUGGCUGGGGCGUGGCCUUUGGCCUGGCCUACGCUGCCGUCGUGGUCGCCGGCAUCUACGGCUAUGUGAACAGGAACCCUGACUUUGCCCUGAUCAACCAGGACUACCUGUCCGAUCCCGAGAACUGCCCCCUGCAUGGCGGGCGCCGCCUGCGGGAGGCGGGCCAGGGCGACCUCCCCGCCUUUGACGCCGGCGAGUUCAUGUCCCAGGCCGCGGGCUGGCUGGGCGCCGGCGUCGCGUUGUCCCUGCUCCUGGGCGCCGCCUUCCUGCGCCUCUUCCAGCACCUGCCGGAGACCAUGACCCGGGCCACGGUGCUCAUCCAGGUGGCCGCCCCGCUGGCGGUGGGCGCUGGCAUGCUCGGCUCCGGCCAGGGCCGCGCCUCGCUCCUGCCCCUGGGUCUGGCCGCGCUGUCCGGCCUGGCCUUCUACCUCUGGCGCGCCGAGAUCGGGCUGGCCUCCCGUCUGCUGGGCGUGUCAGCCCACGGCCUGGCCGCCAACCCCCACCUCAUCACCACCUCGGUGCUGCUGGGCGUGGCCAGCGUGGCCACCGCCACGCCCCUGGCCGCCGCCCUCGUGCUGUCCUUCAUGAACGGCGACGUGGUGCCCAAUCCGGGGCGCGACCUGGCGGCCGCCGGCGGUGCGUGCCUGGACGAGGCCGGCGACCCCGUGCUCUGCUGCGCCUGGGGGGUGGACCCCUGGGUCAAGCCCGCCGCGGCCCUCGGCGCGCUCGCCAUGCUCUGGACCCUGCUCCUGGCCAACCAGGUGCGGGUCUACGUCAUCUCUGGCACCGUCGCGCAGUGGUACUUUGCGCCGCCGGGCGCGCUGCAUGCGACGCGCGGCACCACGCGAUGCGCGCUGGGCCAUGCCUUCGGGCCCAGCUUCGGGUCGCUGGCCCUCUCCUCCCUCGUGCUCACCAUCACUGAGGCCCUGCGCAACAGCGCGGAGAGGAAUGCCCAGGAAAACCAGGAUGUGCUGUCGUGGGUGAUGUCCUGCAUUGCCCAGUGCCUCGCGGGGAUCGUUGAGUACCUCACCAAGUUUGCCACGGUGUUCAUGGCCAUCACCGGCGACGCUUUCUUUGCCGCGGGGCGACGCGUCACCGACCUCCUGGCACGCAACCUGCUGGACGCCUUUGCCUCCACCAUCUGGUUUACGCCCAUGGUCAUUCAGCUGGCGGCCUUCAGCAUGGCGGUGGGCUGGGGCUUCGCCUCUGGCGGUGUCUACUACCUGGCCCACCGCGGUGCAGCGGCGGGGGUGGAGGCCUCCCCCGGCCUGAAUGCCGCGGUGCUGGGUGGCAUGGUGGGCCUGGCUUCGCUCUUCCUCCUCAACUUCCUGGGCGGCGUGCUGCUGGCGGUGCUGGACGCGGCCUUCGUCUGCUGGGCGCUGGACCGCGACGCGCAGAGUGUGAGCCACCCGGAGAUCGCACAGGCCUUUGACGCCGUGCCGCGCAAGGGCGCGGUGGUGGAGCAGCCCGGCGGCGGGCUGGCCUACGGAGGCCUGGCGCAUGAGGCCCCCGCCCAGCAGCGCGUGUGA